ACUGCAUGGGGGCUACGUGGAAUUAUUUUAUUAUUUAGCCGACAUGGUUGCGGCUAUUAACGCGAAAUCCUGCUAAGCCGGCGUUUUAGACUAUUUGGCCAUAUUGACGCGGUGGCCCAUACUGAACCGUUAUGAGCCUCACCACCACCACCCACCACCACCACCUUCCCCAUCUCGUGCCACUCUCUGCAGCAGCCGCCAGGGGUCGCUGUCAUCUAACAGGAGGUGUGCGUGACAUUCACAGCCCAUGCGGAGCUCGGUGUGGGAGGGUUGGUGGGGGGUCUCUGGACACGGGGGUAAGGAGGACGCGGUGCUUGUAACAAGGAUCCUCGUGUCGGCACCGGCGUGGGUGGUGCUGGUGCUGGUCGAGCGCUCGCGUGGUGAAUAAAUCUGUCACGACCAAAUCUCCUGGGUCACGUUCCUCUUGCGACUUCUGCCGCCGCUGCUGCUUGAGAAGGUGGUGGUGGUGACGUCUUCGAAGCGCCGUUUUCAGGAGGCAAUGGAGCAGACGCGCAUCCCCCUUGCUGCUGCUGCUGCAGGUCUGCUACCUACCAGCUCGGCCAUGAGGCAGCCGGUGCAGUGAGGUGGGACCCCCCCCCCAACCCGAGCCUCCACCGCCCCCAAAACCACCCCGCGCCCCCACCCCGGCAUGCGGCACGGGCCCCGGGGACGUGGACAUGGAACCCCGAGGCGGCCUGCAGGCCGAGCCUGGCCCGGGAACCCGAGGCGAGGAAGGGUCCCGCGAGCCGAGCCACGGCGAGAUGGAGCGGUUCCUGAGCGGCGCCCUGGUCGCCUGGGUGAAGACGAUGGGCCCAUUGGCCGAACCCGGCGCCGGCAGCAGCUCCGAGUACCUGGGCCUAGUGGACGGCGUGGUCCUCAACGACUUCAUGCAGCUCAUUGACCCACGUCCAACCAACCAUGUGGCUCACCAGCAAGUCAACGGUGACGUGAGUCUGCGCGUUCAGAACCUGCGGUUCCUGGUGCGCCGCAUCCAAAGCUACUACCAGGAGAUUUUGCAGCAGUGGGUCGUGAUGGCUCUCCCCAGCGUGUUCACCAUCGCCAGGGACCCGUUUACCGAGCAAGGCAUUGACGAGAUGAGGAAGAUCCUGCUGCUGAUGCUGGGGUGUGCCGUGCAGUGCGAGCACAAGGAGGUGUUCAUCGAGAAGAUCACGGAGCUGGACCUGUCCACGCAGGCGAACAUCGUCUCUCACAUCCAGGAGGUGACACAGAACCCGGAGAACGUUCUGGAGAUGCAGUGGUCCGAACUGGAGGAGCUGCCACGAGACGAGCUGCAGGCCGUCACCGGCACCCUGCUGCACCAGCUCCGGAACCUGCUGCGCCAGCGUGACAAAUAUGCCGACGCGAUCGUGGAGCUGCAGCAGGAGCGGGACUCGGCGCAGACGGCGCAGACGGCGGCAGCGUUGUCGCAGGGGCGGCCGGGACCUGGCGCCGGCAUGCGGACCCCGAUCGGCACAGGCACGGAUGCGGCGGUGGCGCUGGACAGCAGACAGCACCUGGCUGUGGAGCUCGCCGACAGCAAAGCCAAGCUGCGUCGCGUGCGCCAGGACCUGGAGGAGCGGAGCGAGGAGCUGCUCGACUGCAGGGCCGAGGCGCAGCAGUUGAGUGCCGAGCUGAAGCGCCUGCAGCACGAGAGCCAGCAGCUGGCGACCGAUGCGCGCUGGGUGCGAGCCUUCCGGGACGAGCGUGACGGGCUGCUGGAGAAGGCAGGGCGCGCCGAGCGGUUCGAGGCGGACGUCGAGCGCCUGCGGGAACGCCUGCAGGACCUGCCGUUCUACAAGGCCCGCGUCGAGGAGCUGCAGGGAGACACGGCCGUGCUGCUGGAGACGCGGGCCGUGCUGGAGCAGCAGCUGGAGGCGGCGAGGGCUCGCUGCGACCGCACGCACGAGCUGGAGAAAGAGCGGCUCGUGCUGCGCUCGCGGCUGCAGGACCUGCACAUGGAAUACGAGGAAAGCCAGAAGCGGCUGGAUGAGGUGCUGGAGGAGAAGCUGCAACUGGAGAUUGCGCAGAAGCGGAGCCUGGAGGAGUCGGCACAACGUAGCAGGGAGCGCCGGCAGACGGGCGGCUCCGAGGACAGCGCCGCCGGCAGGGCGCUGAGCGCCGAGGUGGGCGAGAGCGUGUCGGGCCGCCUCAUCCAGUUGGAGACCGACAACCGGCUGCUGGAGCAGACGGUGUUGGAGCUGCAGCAGGCGCUGGCGUCGCAGAGUCCGGCGGAGCUCGGCGACGCUCGCCCGCGCCGGUCGGCCAGGGAGGAGGCAACCGAGGGGGGCGGCAGCGACGGGCGCCAGCAGCAGGACGCCGGCGAGCAGGACCUGCUGAGAAAGGUGGAGCUGCUGGAGCUGGAGCUGCAGGGCCUGCGCUCGGCCGGAGACCUCAGGGAGGGACUGCUGCAGGAGAAGGUGCAGCUGGAGAGGACGGUGGAGACGGCUCGCGAAGCCAUGGCGAGGAAGGUGCAGCAGCUGGAGGAGGAGAACACUCACCUGCGCGGGACCGUGGCGACGUUGCGAGACGCCAUGAAGGCCGGUGCCGAGGCACGGGCCAGGGACGACGGCGCCACCGAGACGCGCCUGCUGCAGGAGACGCUGGCGGAGACGAGCUUGCGCCUGGGCCAAGCGGAGGCCGAGCGCCGGCGAGCGCUGUCAGACCUCGAGCGCCAACAGGAGCGCGUCGGCGAGCUGGAGGCCGAGGCCCGCAAGACACGGAAGGACACAGAGCAGCUGCAGCGCCGCGCCGCCACGCUCCUGGUGUCGAGCGAGCGCGCACAUGCCAUGGAGCAGGAGAACGCGGCGCUCGCGGCCGAGGUGCGCCGUCUCAAGAAGGUGCUGGACGCGCUGCGCGACCGCGCCGCCGAACUGGAGGCGCUGCGCUCUGAGUGUGCGCAGCUCGAGGACGAAAACCUGCAGCUGAGGCGGGAGGCGGAGGAGCUGCGCGCGGCCAAGGCACGGCUGGCGCUCGUCGAGCUCGAGAAACUGGAGCUGGAGCAGAGCCGGGAGGCGCUGCUGCAGAGCCUGGAGGCGGCGCGGGCCGCGGGGCGCCGGGCCGAGAGGCUCGACGCCAGCGUGCGCGGCCUGCAGGCCGAGGCGCAGGAGCUGCGCGCGGCGCUGGAGGAGUCCGGGCACAAGACUGGCGAGUUGGAGCGCCGGCUGCUAGACGGUGCCGACGAGAGGGAGCGCGCCGAGCGACUGGAGCUGGCGCGUGCGGGACUGGAGGCCGAGCUGGCGCGGGCGGAGCGGGAGGCGCGCGAGUUCGGCAAGGAGAGCCGGCGGCUGCGGCAGCUGCUGGAGGAGCGGGAGGGCACCCUGGAGGAGCGCGCGGCGUUGGCGGCGCGGUCGCAGCGGGAGGCGAGCGAAGCGUCGCUGGAGGCCGCUCGGCUGCGCGAGGCCUGCGCUCGGCUCCAGGAGGUGGAGAGGGAGGCCCGCGACGCCGCCAAGCAGGCCUCCCUUGACGGCACGACCCUUGCCGCCCUGCAGGAGGAGCUGGUGUGUGAAAAACUGAGGUUCCAGCAGCUGAGUGCCGACUUGGAGAGGCUGAAGCAGCAGCGCCAGGAAAUUGGGCCCGAUUCCCGGGAGCGCCGGCAGGGCCAGUGCAGCGGGGAGACGGAGCGUCCUCGUUCACGCGACACUGAGCUGCUGGAGCCUGCAGUUGGUCCGUUGGUGAUCAGGGAGGAGAGCAGCGAGGGCUCAGCGCUGGAGCCGCGAAUGCGGGCGCUGUCCGACACCAACACGCAGCUCCGGGAGGAGCUAAUAUACGUGAAGAAGAGUUACGAGGAUCUGAGGCACCGUGAGGAUGAGCGGCAAACGGAGAGCGGUUCCUCGGGUGGCUGGGAGGGGCAGGAGGCGACGCGGGAGCUGCUCCGAGUCAAGGACCGGCUCAUCGACGUGGAGCGAGCCAACGCGACGCUGCAGGCGGAGCGCCAGGCGCAAUCCGCGCAGUUCCGGCAGCUGGAGACGCAGAACGAUCGCCUGCAGGGCCAGGUCGCUGCCCUGCAGCAGCAGGCCGCCGCCCUGCACGAGCACAACGCCGCCCUGCAAACGCAAAAUGCCAAGCUGCAGGUGGAGGGCUCGGCGCUGAACGCGCAGGCGUCCACGCUGCUGGCGCAGAACGCGCAGCUCCAGGGCGUGCGCUCAGGCCUGGAGAGCGAGCUGGAGGCGCUGGGCCGCGCGCGGGACGAUCUGCGCCGGAACUACGAGGCGCUGCUGCGCGACCACGAGCGGCUGAGCGUCCUGCACGAGCGCCAGGCGUCCGAGUACGAGGCGCUCAUCGCCAAGCACGGCGGCCUCAAGGGCGCCCACCGCACCCUCGAGCUGGCGCACAGGGAGCUCCAGGAGAGGUACAACCAGCUGGAGAGCCAGCGGGGGCAGCUGGAGGAGCUGGAGGGCAGCCUGCACGCGGAGCGCGAGCGCAUGCAGGAGGAGGCGAGCCGCCACGCCUCGCUGCUGCUCGAGCACCGCUGCCUGCGUCUCGAGCACGACAAGCUCUGCUCGGAGCAAGCGCAGCUGGGCAAGGAGCGCGAGGAGCUGCAGGGCGAGCUGCGCGCGAGCACGAGCGCCCUGCACGGCGCCCAGCUGGAGCACGCCAGGCUGCAGUCGGCGCACGCCGAGCUCAAGGAGCAGCACCAGCAGCUCGACAUCGUCAUGGCCAAGUUCUCCAACCAUUGCGAGCUGCUGACUCAACUGAAGGGGAACCUGGAGGAGGAGAACCGGCACCUCCUCCACCAGGUGCAGACCAUGAUGACGCGCAACAAGGAGCUCAUGGACCAGACGAUGGAGAGCAAGGAGCAGUACAUGGAGGAGCAGAAGCAGUACCUGGACAAGCUGAACGAGCUCCGCUGGCAGAAGGACCGGCUGGAGGAGAAGAUCAUGAAUCAGAACAGACUCCCGGACCCCUCCCCGAAACGAAAAGGGAACUGGAUCGACAAGAUGAAGAAGCUCAUCAAGAACAAGAAGGAGGGGCUGAAGGAGAAGGUGCGGUCCCAGCUGGAGCUGUCGGUGCUGUCCGGGGACGCCGUGGACGGAGGUCUCUCUCUGCCCCGGAUCACGCUCGACGACGACCUCGGCGGCGAGAGGCCGAACGCUGGCUGGCAGCGCAAUGUGCCGAUGCGGAGGAACCAGCGCCGUGGCCCUGACGAUGGGACGAAGGUCACAUACCGACGCUCGCAGUCUGUCGGGAAUCUCCUGGAUGGGUUCAGCCAGAAGGGUCUGAACGACGGGGCCCUUUCAUCAGGCUCCGAGGGCCGCUCGGGCGGGAGUGGCCGCUCCGUGGAGGCUUCGUCCCACUUCUCCUACUCCACCGUGUCUCUCAACACCGUGGCCGGCGGUAGCAGCGGCGGCACCUCGCACCGCUCCACCGGCAUCCGGGACAUACUCCCGCCCGCGGAGGAGGCUGAAGAAGAGGCCGCUGGUUGCGUCCGUGCGGGGGAGGCCCAGGGCGUCCGGAUCAGGCCGCGGCGACCGCACGGCAUUGCGUGGAUCGGCGAGCAGGAGGACCCCGACUUCCUGCACUUCAUCGAAGACCUGCGCAUAUCGCUGGGCGAGCAGCCUCCCAGUGAUACAUCGGAGACGUCCAACCGCACCUCGACUACCUCGGCCACCUCCGUGUCCCGUCCUGACAGCGUGGAGCGAGAGGGCAGCCGAGGGAGCAACGUCAACAACAACAACGCAUCGCUGUGGCCCUCGCCGCACGUGGCCUCGGGGAGCGCCUCCAGGGGCACGGCCGGUCCGGGCGGCCCCGGAGGUGGCCACCAAGAGGUGGCGGGGGACGCUCACCACGUCGCCCCUCCUGUGUCGGGUCCCGAUCCCCGGCCGGGGCGACACGAAGCGUGCGGGGGCGCGGCUGCGCGGGGACCGCUGGAGGCCCCGGGGGGCCCGGGCUGGUGGCUGCCGGCACUGGGAGAGAAGGCAAGAUGUGGCCGCUCCCCGGGGAACAAGCGACGCUCUCUGCACGAGUUUCUGCUCGAGCAGAGGCCGUCGCCCCCCGUGCCGCAGAGCGAACGUGGUGCUGCCAGGGAUGGGCACGAGGAGCGGCGGGGAUCGCCGCCCCUGAGCCCCGGGCGCGGUGAAAGGCCGCACUCGGCGAGGGCGCCGCUGCGGGUGCGGCUGGCGCUCUUCAAGACGUGGAGCCUGGAUGGCGCCGACAGGAGGCACCAGCCAGCCGGCGCCACGCCACCGGCGUCUCCGCCUCGCUCUCCGCGGAUGCCGGCGCCCACGGCGGCUCAGCUGCUGGUGGCGCGGGAGCUACCGCACGGGCAGGGCCGCGCCUCUUCGGUCCCCGAGCUCCUGGAGGUGACGGCACGUGCCGCCGGCGGCGGCGGCAGCGACGGCCCCCGGGAGACGGCGUUCGGGUUCCUGAAGCAGCGCGCACGGGCGCGCCAACGAGGGAGGGCCGUGCCGUCCGGCACCAGCAGCUCGGACUCUCCGCCACCCUGACCCCGAUUGCUCCGUGAGCUGGUCACGCCCGAGCCCAGGCAAUGGCAGCGAUCCAGCCGGGUGAUUCCUGGACUUGAGCAGACACUGCCCACCCCCACUGCCAGCCCAGCAUCUCCCCAUGUGCACCGCGGUCGCGUUUCGGCACGUUCUGAAUCAGCGUCGCACAUUCCCUUCGAUGGACUUGAUGACGCUUGCCGAUUUUGCACCCACCAACCUCGUCCUGUUGAAGGAGGCAAAGGCUCGCGCGCGGUACGGCCGUCACGCCUCUCAUUUGAAUCAGUAAGAUUCUCAUUGAACCGCUACUUUGAUCAAAUCUGCAGAUAUCUUGAAGCCAAGAGGCCCCGCUCCGCUGACCUCACCUUUACUCGGCAUAACUAUCUCGUGGCUAAACACCCUAGAUUUAGAUUCAUUAUCGUUACUAUUCAAACACAGCCAUACACAAAAAAAGAAAAUAAGUGCCAUUCCUGCCGGUCGUCGCCCCGAGCAUAUUUCCUGCUGGCACCAGCGAGGGAACCUGCACGGACUGGUAGCGCGAGUGGCGCUGGGCUGCGCCGCCUUGGUGGUGUCUGGCGGUUGCGUUUGCGCCGCGGUGAAAGGAAAAUCGGACAGUGGACUCCGGACGGCCUCGCAACCGCGUGGUGCCACACCGUGUGCCAAAUAAGUCUGGAGCCGCACGCCGCCAUCAUUUCACUUGGCGCACACGCGAGGGCACAGGGCUCACUCCAUUGCUCGUGCGCUGUCGUGUUCAAUUAGUAUUAAGGCAAUGCUUUGCUAGUGAACUGCAAUAUGUAAUUUUUUUACGGUUUCAUCAUUUUUCGUCACGUCAAAUUUUCAGUUUUUACCCAAAAAAGUAAUAAAAAAAAAAUCCCGUCCAAUGUUUGUCAAGAAACAUAGGUUUAGUAUGUUUUUUUUUUUUCGGGUCAAAUUACUGAUUGUUAUUCAGUAUAUACUUAAAUUACAGCAUACACGGGGGGGGUGGUGGGGUUUGGCCACAUUUUAAUUGAAAACAUUGUUUUUGUGGAAAUGUUUAUUAAAAUGUAUCGAUUGUAUUGUUUGACCCGCCUCGUCAGCACUCGCGUUGAAACACGUUCAGCUUUUAUCAACAAAUGACAGAUCGUCCUCGCUGCGUUUCGACAUCACGGAGUAGCACUGAUUUCGGAUUGAUUGGUACCUCAGUCGCAGAGUUAAGUACACUCCUGGAAAAAAUAGUGUCCCAGAAAUAAAAUAUUUAAUUGCC
Molecule: messenger RNA, 7680 nt
Organism: Petromyzon marinus (sea lamprey)
Lineage: Eukaryota; Metazoa; Chordata; Hyperoartia; Petromyzontiformes; Petromyzontidae
Product: girdin-like
Biological process (GO): cytoskeleton-dependent intracellular transport; cytoplasmic microtubule organization
Cellular component (GO): centrosome; cytoplasm
Molecular function (GO): dynein light intermediate chain binding; microtubule binding
Source: RefSeq, a predicted model, not a curated record